AUGAAAGAGAAUGACAAUCAGUCACCAUAUUGGAAUUCCAACAGUAUGAAAGUUAUAAUAAAUGAAGAAAACUUUCAUGAUGAUGGUGAUGAAAAUAAAAAUUAUAGUUCAACAAAUACAAGUUUAAAUAGUAGUGGUGGUAGUGGUAGUAAUAAUAACAACAAUAAUAAUAAUAAUAAUAAUAAUAAUAAUAAUAAUAAUAAUAAUAAUAAUAAUAAUAAUAAUAAUAAUAAUAAUAAUAAUAAUAAUAAUAAUAGUAGUAAUAAUAAUAAUAAUUUUAGUAUUGAAGAUGAAAUUGAAAAAAGUUUAGAACAAAAUAAUGGAAAUGAAAUAAUAAUAAUUAAAAAAAAACAAGAAUUUUGGAGGAGUAGGAUAAAUUUAGGUCUAUGUCCAAUUAUAUUUUUAGAAGGAUUAUUCCUCUUUUGUUAUAUCCCAUUCGUUUUUUAUUAUACAAAAAACAUUUAUAAUAAUUUUGACAACAAUCGAAUUGGUAAUCUUUUAGUAUUGGUUUUCUUUCAUUUGAUAUUUAUAAUUACUCAAAUAUGCUUUUAUAGAGCUUCUUUUACUGACCCAGGUGGUAUUCCAAAUAAUUUUCCAGAUUUUUUACUUCAAUCACAGGAUUUAGAAUCAGUUUCAUUUUAUGAAUUUAAUAGUUCAGGAAAGAAUAGAAAAUGUUCAAAAUGUUCAUUGAAUAAACCAGAUAGAUGUCAUCAUUGUUCAAAAUGUAAAAGAUGUAUAUUAAAAAUGGAUCAUCAUUGCCCAUUCAUAAAUAAUUGUGUUGGCUUUUAUAACUAUAAAUUCUUUGUUUUAUUUCUUAUGUGGAGUACAACCUUAUGUUUAUUUGUUUUAUGUACAACUUCAGCAAAUCUUAAAAAUUUAUUGCAACAAGGAUCAGAUAGUGUAGUAUUAGGAAUAGUUUCAAUUAUAGCAUUAGUAUUUGGUUUGGGACUUUUCUUUUUUACAAUGACCCAUAUCAAAUAUAUACUUUAUAAUGAAACUACAAUUGAACAUUUCGAAAAAAAUAAUAAAAGUAGUGGCAAUAAUAGUAGUAAUAAUAGAAAUUUAGGAAGAGAUGAUAAAGGUAAUGAUGGUUCAAGAGCAAAUAUAUUUAAUAUAGGUUUUAAAAAAAACUUUUGUCAAGUUUUUGGUAAAAAUCCUUUAACAUGGUUCUUACCAAUAGCAAUUAAUUAUACAAUAUUAUCUGGUUUGGAAUUUCCUGUGCAACAUGAGAGAUCUCCUUUAAUCUCAACAUCUUCUUCUUAA
Molecule: messenger RNA, 1263 nt
Organism: Dictyostelium discoideum AX4
Lineage: Eukaryota; Evosea; Eumycetozoa; Dictyosteliales; Dictyosteliaceae
Exons: 4
Coding region: 1-1263 (420 amino acids)
Cellular component (GO): membrane
Molecular function (GO): acyltransferase activity; protein-cysteine S-palmitoyltransferase activity; palmitoyltransferase activity
Source: RefSeq, a predicted model, not a curated record